Culicoides brevitarsis is the source of this 1285-nucleotide messenger RNA. It is a transcript of the gene Ndfip, whose product is annotated as NEDD4 family-interacting protein 1. The coding region runs from base 262 to 933 and encodes 223 amino acids. The transcript has 2 exons. The record is from RefSeq and is a predicted model, not a curated record. Gene Ontology annotation, cellular component: perinuclear region of cytoplasm; endoplasmic reticulum; Golgi apparatus. Gene Ontology annotation, molecular function: WW domain binding. Gene Ontology annotation, biological process: vacuolar transport; ubiquitin-dependent protein catabolic process; positive regulation of protein ubiquitination. Lineage: Eukaryota; Metazoa; Arthropoda; Insecta; Diptera; Ceratopogonidae.
AUUUUCAUCAAAACAAUCAAGGAAGCAAAAUUAUAUCGUGCGAGAAAAAUUGAAAUUAGAGCAAUUUAGAGCUUUGGAAAACCUUGAAAAAAUAUCGGAAAAAUCUCCGAAGACGAGUGCGAUUCGUGUCAACGUGUUUAUCUGACAAAUUAUCAAGAAAAAAGGAUCAAAAUUCAAGAAAUUUCAUAUGAGGAAGUUUUAGUGAUUCAAAGUCAACGUUUCUCGAUAAAAAUUAAAAUUUGAUACCAAAAAUCAUUCAACAUGCCACAAGAAGGUCAAGAUUUGCCUCCUCCAAAAGCGGAUUUCUCCGCGCCUCCUCCUUACGAAGCGAAUUACGGCGCCUCGUACGACGAAGCAAUUCACACAGCUGCAGGUGCAGGCAAAUUACCGACUUACGAGGAAGUUCAAAUGGAGAAAAUUUUGAAUGACGAAUUGCCGUCGCAACCUUCGCUCAUGCAUCAUCCUCCGCCGCCCGGCAUAAAUGACAUUCCCGGAAUCCCUCGUACGGCGCCUCAAAGUUACAAUGGAACAGGACCAACGCCGGGAGCUUUGACGUUUAUCGCAAUCGAUGCCGACGGCGAGAAUUUGACGGGUGACAAUAGUCUCCUUGGCACAGAUAUCAUGUUUGUGACGGCAUUUCUCAUCGCGUUUCUCUUCAAUUGGAUCGGUUUCUUGAUGUUGACAUGCUUUUGUCACACAGUUGCUGCGCGUUAUGGCGCCCUUUCCGGAUUCGGACUCUCACUUGCCAAAUGGACCUUGAUCGUUAAGAACUCGACAGAUUUUGCAUCGCACGACAAUUCAUGGCUUUGGUGGCUCAUCAUGCUCUUUGGAUUUUUGAUCUGCAUUCGUGCUCUUGUACAGUACAUUUCCAUCAAACGAACAUGGCGAUUGUUGUCGGCUUCGGCACAAGAACGACUGCUUUUCUUCUAUUAGGACGAUUUUUUAAUUUUUUUUUUUGGAAAAGAAAACCAAACAAUACAUUCGUAUUAAAAGUAACAAGAAAAAUAGACAGAAAAUAGUGAAGAAGACCACAUUUUAUAAAGAUAACCAGAAUUAUUAUUAUGAAUUUUUAGAACAGUCAAAACUUUUCACAGUAUUUUCAUACGUAAAUACUUUCCUAAUUAGUACUUACCUAAAAAAAAUUGAAUUUACAUGCCAUGUUUGUACUCAAAUUAGCAAAAAAUGCUCUCGCAGUACCUUUUAAGAAAUUUUUGAAUUGUGUGUUAAUUGGAGUCAGGCACAAUAAUUUGUCAGGCACACGUAUUUAAAUACAAAAAAAGAAAAA